This is a messenger RNA of Heterocephalus glaber (naked mole-rat), 4000 nucleotides long. It is a transcript of the gene Cep85, whose product is annotated as centrosomal protein 85. NCBI's taxonomy places the organism in Eukaryota, Metazoa, Chordata, Mammalia, Rodentia, Bathyergidae. The record is from RefSeq and is a predicted model, not a curated record. Gene Ontology annotation, cellular component: centrosome.
GGGGGGCGCGCGCUCUUGUUGUGCGACCUGGCGCGCGUGUAACGGCCGUUAGUCAAGCUGAGGAACGCAACCGCCGCCCGAGGCAGACGUGGUGGCCGCAGACAGUAUCCCUGAGUGAGAGAUUUUGCAGCCAGUUUUCAGGCCCGGUUAUUCCUUAAUUUUACAUGGCCAUGCAAGAGAAAUACCCAAAUGAGAGGACGUCUCAUGCUACUUCACCAGGUUCCAAUGUGAUUCAAAAAGGAAGUUCCCUGGGGACUGAAUGGCAGACCCCAGUUCUCUCAGAGGCCUUUCGGAGCCGCUUCAGCCGCUGUUCAAGUGUAGCUGACAGUGGGGACACGGCCAUUGGCACAUCAUGCUCAGACAUUGCAGAAGAUUUUUGCAGCUCAAGUGGCAGCCCUUCUUUCCAGCCUAUUAAAAGUCACAUAACCAUUCCAACAGCCCAUGUGAUGCCUUCUACUUUGGGGACCUCUCCUGCCAAGCCAAAUUCUACACCUGCUGGAUCUUCUUCCUCCAAACUCCCUUUGUCAGGGUUGGCUGAAAGUGUGGAGAUGACAAGAAAUGGAGAAUUUGGUGCAGUGAAACGUUCUCCAGGCCUGUCUAGAGAUCUCAUGUAUCUCUGUGGUGCUACACGGGAAAAUGGGAUUGAGCAGUCUCACUGGUUUCCAGCAGUGGGCCAUGAAAGAGAGGAAGAGAUGAGGAAGUUCGAUGUUCCUAGUAUGGAACCUACCGUCAAUCAAUCCGUCAUUAUGGAUACACUUUAUUCAGAUCCCCACUACCGGGUCCACUUCCACAAUCCAAGAACUGAUCCAAACAAGGAGUUGUAUAAAGUAUUACCUGAGGCCAAGAAGGCACCAGGCAGUGGGGCAGUAUUUGAGAGGAAUGGACCACACUCUAGCAGCAGUGGAGUGCUCCCUUUGGGACUCCAGCCUGCUCCUGGGCUUUCCAAGCCUCUGUCCUCUCAAAUGUGGCAACCAAGUCCUGACCCUUGGCAUCCCCGAGAGCAAUCUUGUGAACUCAGUACUUGUCGACAGCAGCUGGAGUUAAUCCGUUUACAGAUGGAGCAAAUGCAGCUUCAGAAUGGAGCCAUCUGCCAUCAUCCUGCUGCUUUUGCUCCUUUACUUCCCACCCUAGAACCAGCACAGUGGAUCAGCAUUUUGAACAGUAAUGAACACCUUCUGAAGGAAAAGGAACUUCUCAUUGACAAGCAGAGGAAACACAUCUCUCAGCUGGAGCAGAAAGUUCGAGAGAGCGAACUACAAGUCCACAGUGCUCUUUUGGGUCACCCUGCCCCCUUUGGGGAUGUCUGCUUGCUGAGGCUGCAGGAAUUGCAGCGAGAGAACACUUUCUUACGUGCACAAUUUGCACAGAAGACAGACACCUUGAGCAAAGAAAAGAUUGAGCUUGAAAAGAAACUUUCUGCUUCAGAAGUUGAAGUCCAGCUCAUCAGAGAGUCUCUUAAAGUUACACUGCAUAAGCAUUCAGAGGAAGAGAAGAAACAGGAAGAAAGGGUCAAAGGUCGUGAUAAGCAUAUCAAUAAUUUGAAAAAGAAAUGUCAGAAGGAAUCAGAGCAGAACCGUGAGAAGCAGCAGCAUAUUGAGACCUUGGAGCGUUACCUGGCUGACCUGCCUACACUAGAAGACCAUCAGAAGCAGAGCCAGCAGCUUAAGGAUUCUGAGUUGAAGACCACAGAGCUCCAAGAGAGAGUGACUGAGUUGGAGAGUUUGCUGGAGGAGACCCGGGCAACCUGCAGAGAGAAGGAGAUUCAGCUGGAAAGCCUAAGACAGAGAGAAGCAGAAUUCUCCUCCACUAGACAUAACCUGCAAGAUAAGCAGUCUGUGGGAGAAGCUGGUGGAGAAGAUCCCAAAGUGGAAAUGGAGUCCCUGCAGAAGGAAUGUGGUUCCCUCCGAAAGAUUUUGGAGAAGCAGCAGCAGAAGAUGGAUCAGUUGCGCUUACAAGUUCAGAGCCUAGAGCAGGAAAUGGCUCAAGAAGAAGGAACAAGCCAGGCUCUGAGAGAAGAGGCCCAGCGGAGGGAGAUGGCUCUGCAGCAGCUUCGUACAGCUGUGAAGGAGCUCUCAGUGCAGAACCAGGACCUGAUUGAGAAGAAUCUGACACUGCAGGAACACCUGCGCCUGGCUCAACAAAGGUCCCCAUCUUCAUCAGACACAACCCAGCUGACAUUUGAGCUGCAUCAGGAGUUGGCCAAUUGCCUUCAAGAUCUGCAGGCCGUCUGCAGCAUUGUGACCCAGAGAGCCCAGGGCCAUGACCCCAAUCUGUCCCUGCUCCUGGGCAUUCACUCCCCACAGCACCCAGGAGGGACUCAGCCAGAUUUGCAGAAGCCAGAUGUGAUCAGGAGGAAACUAGAAGAGGUUCAACAGCUGCGUCAGGACAUUGAGGACUUAAGAACCACCAUGUCAGACAGAUAUGCCCAGGACAUGGGAGAAAACUGUGCCACACAGUGAAGAGUGCUGGGAGUGGACAGGCUGUAUUUCCCUUAGGAGGACCUGAGCUGCUAGUAGCCUGGCCAGCAAGUUGCAGCCUUGCCAGUCUUGCAGCCUGUCUGCUGCUAUUCCCAGAGAGGAGAUUGAGGGGUGGAGGGGGAAGAGCCUGCAUCUGGGGACCAAGGACUGUUGAGAGGAAGUGUACCUGCCCUGCCCUACACUGGCUUUGCCUUAUUUGGCUGUUUGUCCUCUUAUCCUAAUUUACCUUUUGAGGGUGAGUUAUUAACUUUUGCAGGUUCACCUGAUAAGUCUUCACUGUUCCCAGCUCUGGGGUGACAUUGAAGGCAGAGAAGCUGCUUAGGUCCCUUCUCCAUCCUCCAGGAUGGGUCCACAUCCAUUCCUACUCCAUAUCUUGGUCUUGCUGAUCCUAAAACUCAUUAGAGAGGCCUGGAAAGGCUGAGAUAAGUAGCAAUGACCAUUUGAGACUUCUCAGGCCUCAUGUGCCACCCUUUCUGGGAACUGGGCUGGCUUUUUGGAUUUUUUUUAUCCGAGGCCCACUGUUUCUUCCUCAGGGCUGUUGUCCUCACAGAAGCCUCAGGGUGAUCUGCUUGUUAGCAAAGAAGCCACUAGGAUUAGGUGCCUAGACUAGGUUACAGUUCGGGCUCCUUAAUCUGCCAUGCCAUCCUUUUUUUUUUUUUUAUGCUGUGGCAUCUUUACUGGAGAUCACCUCCUCAGCUGCCCUAUCUCCUUGGAGUCCUGGCCAUGUGGUCAGCAUAGCGUCCUCAUUCUUUGUUUCAGGCCUUCCAGGUACCCCUUUCUUGGGCUUUGAGUGCAAAUUCUCUGUAGUUCUAGGCUUGGGUAGGAUUUUCCCCCCAAAGACCACAGAGUAACUGUCAAGCUGCUCACCCCUUCCCCCAGGCCAGGUCCCCCUUGAUUUGUGCCUGUUUGGGGGAGCUCUUUCCCUCAUUUCCUCUCGUCUCUAUGAAGAGUUCAGAGUACCCAGUGUGGGUCACCUUUUAAGAUACCGCUUUCAGUGUUUCCUGAAAGUAUUUUUGUUUAUUCUGGAGGCUUUGGACCCUCUGCUUUCUGGUUUAGGGAGCAUCUUCACAGUUGUUAGCAUUUGGUUGUUGGGCCAGCCCCAGAUCUCCUCUAACUCUGGAGCCAGGCCAAGCCGGGGCCAUGUGUGGAUAUGAGGAGCAAAGCAGUUCUGGGGCCUAGAGACAGCCAAAAGACUUUGGGCUGUUGGCAGCAUCCCGGACCUCACUCAGGCCUGAAUGAGCCUCCUCCUUAAGUGUUUUUACAAGUUUGUGUUUUAUUUGUGGAGUGACUUAUCCCUUCCAUUCAGAGCAGCUCCGCCUGGUUGGCUACCCCCUCAGCCUCUGGGCUCCUGCCUCUUAAAGCAGAGCUGCCUGGUUGGUCUCCACCCUGUGUUGGGAGCCCAGCCACCACGCUCAGGGGUAUUUUUCUUUGUAAAGUUUAUAAGCAGUUAUUUAUAUGAAUAUUUGUUAUGCCAACUGGUUUGUAUUGCCUAUUUUGAUUACAGAAUAAAAUAUUUAACAGAU